Molecule: messenger RNA, 300 nt
Organism: Symbiodinium pilosum
Lineage: Eukaryota; Dinophyceae; Suessiales; Symbiodiniaceae
Source: the annotation of a GenBank genome assembly
AUGUUGCUCGCCGCCUCCCAGGGCACCGCGAUUCCUUGGACGCCGGAGCAGGCGAAUCCAGCCUCAGCGCUGCUUGCCCAGAUGGGCGCUGGCUCAUGGCCAGGGCAGCUUACAAACACUGCUCCGCAAGGAUUACCUCUCACACCGACAACUGUGCCAACCCCUUCGGAGGAGGGCACUGUUGACACGAUCGAAUCACAGACGCAGGCAGAGACUGAGAAAGGAAAGUCGGAGCGAGGAAACCGACCUAUGCGAACCAAGGCCCACGCCGGGUGUACAGCAGGUAUUACAGAAAUCUAA